Molecule: messenger RNA, 1502 nt
Organism: Phyllopteryx taeniolatus (common seadragon)
Lineage: Eukaryota; Metazoa; Chordata; Actinopteri; Syngnathiformes; Syngnathidae
Gene: tac3a
Product: tachykinin precursor 3a
Exons: 7
Coding region: 321-698 (125 amino acids)
Biological process (GO): tachykinin receptor signaling pathway; positive regulation of blood pressure
Source: RefSeq, a predicted model, not a curated record
GCUCCUCAAUUAUCCUUCCACAACUGCGUGUGGGCUUUGUGAUGAUAUCUGCGUCCAUACGUGCGUGCGCGCGCGUGCCAGGGGGUGGGGAGAACCCAUCAAUGAGCUGGCUACCAUGGUUUUUCAGCCCAGCAUGAUAUAAGACCUUCUACUCCACCUACGUUUCACUUUCUGAUUGGCGUUCCGCAGGUAUCCAGCUAUUAUUUAUUGCCCCCCAAAGGGUAGACCCCCCCCAUUUAUCCGGAGCAGCUUUCACUGCACUCUGCGCUUGAGCACGCAACUCAGCAACUUCUCGCCACACACCAGGUGUUGCUGGGAAAAUGAGAAGGGUUUUUUUACUGGUGUCUCUGCUCCUCCUCGUCAAACUUCGUUGCAGUCAGUCCAGAUGCGAGGAGCCCGAGUCACGCAAAACAACUUCACUUCACCAAACCCUUGGUUUAAAUUACCCCAAACCGAACCUCAUUAAGAGGUAUAGCGAUUGGGAUUAUGACAGUUUUGUGGGUCUGAUGGGCAGAAGAGAUGCUGCCGGUGAAAACACUGUGCAGCACCCACAAAAAAGGGAAAUGCAUGACAUAUUUGUUGGGCUAAUGGGAAGAAGAAACUCUGAGCCUGAUAACGGUGCCUGGAGGAGAACGCUACCUGAGAGGAGAAGGAUAUUUGUGAACAAGUGUAGGCUGAGGUUUCUCCAGGGGCUGUGACAGAACUGAAAGCAACAACAUCCACAUCAUGAAGGAGACGACUCACGGAGAACAUGAGUAGCGAUAUACUGUAAACCUGUCAAAUGGCCAAUGAAAAAACAUGCCUUCUACUUUAUUACUUGAUUCAAAGUUCCAAAUAAACGUACUUUUAUAUAAAAUGUAUUCUUUUACUGUGAUGACGAAUACUCAGUGACCAACUGUAUUUGUUCUCAUAAAAUUGCUCCACAAGGAUUCAUAUAAUGAUUUAUUAGUUUCGGGCUUAGGUGCUCUCAGAUGAAAAUAAACAGAGCCUCAUAGAGGAAAUAAUUUUUUUUUUUGUAAUGAAACAAUUAUUCUUCUCUUCUCCUGCCUUUGGAUUUUGGGGCAAAUGAACAAGAAACACAACAUUCAAGACAUUUUCAAGUAAAAAAAACAAAAAACAAAUCAUACUGAGUGACCUGACCUUUAGAAUUUGAAAAUCGUACUAAUUAUGUUACAUUGUACAUGUCACCUCAAUUUAAAGGAGGAUUCUUUAUAUUUUUGGUGUCCCCAUCAUGCAAUGCUCAUGAGAUGAAUUGAGGAGGACGUCCAACCGCUAUCCUUUACUCAUUUGUGCGUCACUGGUCACAUACUGCUUAUGACAAAUGAUGCGAAAUGACUUGUGGAAUUAAAAUGAAUGGAAUAUCACACAUGACAAAGAAAUCAGGCAUGCAAAGUGAUAGCGUGUGCCAUUAAUACGCCACUUUGUGUUACAGUAAGAUUGAAAUCUACAUACUGAUGUUGUCCAUCAUUGCUACGCAAAAUCCAAAUAAAGUUGCUGCUUCU